Messenger RNA from Paramecium sonneborni, 780 nucleotides. NCBI's taxonomy places the organism in Eukaryota, Ciliophora, Oligohymenophorea, Peniculida, Parameciidae. The record is from the annotation of a GenBank genome assembly.
AAAAAAUGGAAAUCGACAUUCUAAAUGAAUUGCUAACUGAAUCAGUUGCUAAAUUAUUCAAUCCGAGAGCUGUUUAUAAUUUUAAGAAGCCUUCUCCAGUUUAUGAUAAUUACUAGAAGAAUUCAAAUAACACAUCUUCAACAUCUAUAUCAUCAAUGCAAUCUGAUUAACCAAAAUUUGAAUAAAAUUAAUAGAAAUUAUCAAAUCCACCAACAAUUGAAUAAUGGGUUAGUGUGAUUGGUCCAUAAAAAUUAUAGGAAUCAUUAAAUAAGUAAAAUAAUAAAUACUUUUUAAAGAUUGAAUAUAGAUUUAGCUAAAUUAACAAAAAGAGAUUUAGAAAUGAUGAGUAUGGAUUAACUUUAAAAUGAAAAAAAGAGAGUUAAAAAUGAACUUAAAUUUUAUGAUGCUAAUUUUUAAUCAAUUUUCAAUAGAUUUCCAUUAAGGAAUGAAAAAGAACCAAUGAGACCAUUAUACAUUUAUUAUAAAAAAUUGAAGUAAUAAAUAGAUAAGGUUGCUUUAAAUCCAGGAAUAUAAAUACCAACAUAUAAACAAUAAACAAAUAAUACACAAGGAGAUAUUUAAAAAAGAAUAGAAGAUUUAAAGAAAACAAGAGCAGAAUUAAGAGAAAAAUUAAAUAAUUUUUAGAAUGAAUUUACAUCUACUCAUAAUAGAAGAAUUAGAUUUCAUAAAGAUAUUGCUCCUGUUGAGAAAGAGUAUAAAUUAUAUAAAGAAAUAAAAAAUGAAAUUCAAAAAUUAGAGAAUAUUUUAUAAAAGAAAUGA